UUGUCUUCCAGAAUUUAGAGCUGCGUCACACUCAAAGCGAAAGUGAAAGAAACAACGAGCGGAGGCUACUUAUCAUCAGCGCGUUUACGGAAUGCAUUAGUCGAUCAUGAGUGCUGGAGGGAAUGAUGAUGGCUCAAAAGAAGACCUACACUCUGAGCGAACCAAAAAGGAGAGAUCAGACUCACCAACAUCAUCUCAACAGUCUCUGAUGAGUGACAGAUCAAUUCCUGUUCCACUGAACUUCAGUGAUGAAGCACAGAAAAAUACAGAAAGAACUAAACAGGAGAGAACAGACUCACUGAUAUCAACAGAUCUGUCUUUGAGGAGUGACAGAUCAAUUCCUGUUCCACUGAACUUCAGUGAUGAAGCACAGAAAAAUACAGAAAGUAAUUUGUCUGUGGAAGAAUCACUACAGCAUGCGGAGUCCACACCUGCUAAAGGAGUUUGUCAGCGGCACCACAGAGAUCUGGACGUGUUCUGCAAGACAGAUAACAUGUACAUCUGUAAGAUCUGUGUGGAGCAAGAGCACCAAGGACACAGUAAAAGCUACGCUGUGAAACCUGAUGUGCCAGAUAGCCAAUCCCUGCUUCUUUAUGUUAUGAAGAAAAUGGAGACCGAAAACUUCAAAGCCUUUAAAAGAGAACUAUCAGAGGAUUACCCAGAAUGCUUAGGGAGUGAGUCGGAUGAACUCAGUGUCUCUGACGCUCCUCAGAAAAUAGUGGAGAGCUUUGGAGAAGAGGGAGCUUGGAGAAUCACCUUUCACUUCCUGGCAAAUGCUAAUCCUCUCCAAAAACACACAGAAGCCAAUAAAGCAACACUUAAGAACAAAUGUCAGCUUAUAAAUGAAGGAAAUUCAUUUCAAGGUAAACAGAGUUCAUUGAAGGAGAUCUACACAGAUCUGUGCAUGACAGACGGUGCACGUGGAGAGAUAAACAAUGAGCAUGAGGUGUUGAGGAUUGAAAUGAUUUCACAAAGUGGAACCACUCCAGAAAAUCAACUCACAUGUAAUGACAUCUUCAAGACACCGCCAGGACAAAGCAAAGAAAUCAGAACAGUCCUGACGAUGGGUAUAGUUGGCAUUGGGAAGACUGUGUCUGUGCAUAAGUUCAUUCUUGACUGGACAGAUGGAAAAGCAAACCAAGAUAUCAACGUCAUCAUCCAUCUACCCUUUCAUGACCUCAACCAGAAAAGGGGGAGCUGCAGUCUUCUACAGCUGAUUCAUCAAUAUGCCUCUGAGCUGAAAGAAGCAAAACUUCAUGAAAUAAAAGUGCUUUUUAUUUUAGAUGGAUUAGAGGUCUGUCAGCAUCCUCUUGAUUUCCAUAACAAUGACCACUGCUCUGAUAUAAAUGAGAACGUUCCUGUGGAUGUGCUGCUCACAAACCUCAUCAAGGGGAAUCUGCUUCCCUCUGCUCUCCUCUGGAUAACCACACGGCCAUCAACAGCCAGUCGGAUCCUUCCUGAGUGUGUCCAUCGAGUCACAGAGAUUCGAGGAUUCAAUGACCAGCAAAAAGAAACAUACUUCAGGAGGAAAAUCAGUGAUCAGAACUUAGCAAAUGAAAUAAUCACACACAUCAAAUCCUGUCGGAGCCUCUUCAUCAUGUGCCACAUGCCCAUCUUCUGCUGGAUUUCUGCCACUGUGCUAGAAAAUAUGAUGAGCAAUGGAAAUUCUGGUGAAAUACCCAAAACUCUGACUGAGAUGUAUACUCACUUCCUGCUCAUUCAGAUCAGCUGGAAGCACAAGAAGUUCAAUGGAGCUGAUGCUGAUAACCCAAAAAAGCUCUCUGACUUUGACAAAACAUUGAUUGUGAAACUGGGAGAACUUGCUUUCCAGCAACUGGAGAAGGGCGAGAUGAUUUUCCAAGAAGAUGAUCUGAUAAAGUGUGAAAUUGAUGUGAGCAAAUUCUCAGAGUACUCCGUGUUUACAGAAAUGUUCAGAGAAGAGCAUGGACUGUACAGGGAGAAGGUCUACAGCUUUGUGCAUCUGAGCUACCAGGAGUAUCUGGCAGCGAUAUACGCUCACUUUGCAUGUGUUAAUGAUGGGGAAAAUGUUCUUGACAAAAAUAGAUCAAACGAUCUUUCUGAAGUACAUAAGAGUGCACUGAAUAAAGCUUUGGAGAGUGAAAAUGGACAUCUUGACCUCUUCCUUCGCUUCCUUUUUGGUCUUUCUGUUGAUCCUAACUGCACUCUCCUGCAAGACCUUUUCACCAAAGGCAGUUCAAUUAAACCCUGUGUAGACAAGAAAAAAAUGACAGUGCCUUUAAUCCAAGAGACAAUCAAUCAGGAAGAAUCACCAGAGAGGAUCAUCAAUCUGUUCCACUGUUUAACUGAGCUAAAUGACAACACUCUGGUUAAAGAAGUCCAGACGGCUAUGAAAUCAGGAACACUCUUGGGUACCGAGCUGGAGCCCGAGCAGUGGUCAGCACUAGCUUAUGUCUUGCUCAAAUCUGGGCAUGAAUUAGAUGAGUUUGACAUGAAGAAGUUCCACACAACAUCAGAAAACCAGCUCAGACUGCUGCCGGUGCUAUGGAUCUGCAAAAAAGUCAGAUUGAACUGUUGUUAUCUCUCAUCUGAGUCCUGUGGAAUAGUGGCCUCAGCUUUGUCAGUGAACUCACCCUUGAGAGAGCUGGAUCUGAGCAACAAUAAACUAGAAAAGUCUGGAAUGAACAUCAUCUUGACUGCUAUAGCAGAUCCAUAUUGUCAAUUGCAAAUACUCAGUUUUGCUGGCUGUAAUUUCCCAUCAACAACCUUUCCAAAUUUGGGCUUAGCUCUCAAAUCAAACUCGUGCCUGAGAGAACUUGAUCUGAGUUACAAAAAGAUAAGUGCUUAUGGAGUGAAUAAGCUCUGUGAUGGAUUAAUUAGUCCACCGUGUAAACUUCAGAAACUCAAGUUAAAGAGGUGUGGCCUCACAAAGACAAGCUGUGUACAUUUAGCAUCAGUUCUAAAAUUGAACUCACAUUUGAGGGAGCUGGAGCUGAAAGGCAAUGAUCUGCGGGAUUCAGGAGUGGAGCAGCUCUCCAUGGGACUACGGGAUCCACAGUGUACAUUAGAGAAACUUGGACUGUCAGGGUGUAUGAUCACAGAAGAGGGCUGCAGUUCACUGGCCUUAGCUCUCAGCUUAAACACUCAUCUGAGAGAACUGGAUCUGAGCUACAACAACCCUGGAGAUUCAGGAAAGAAGCUUCUCUCAGCUAAAAAAGAGGAUCCAAACUGUAAACUGGAGAAACUACAUGUUGACAAAGGAGGAGAAUGUCGGAUGAAACUAAGUCUGAGAAAAUAUGUCUGUCAGCUAACAGUGGAUCAGAGCACUAUACAUUCACGUCUGAAACUGUCCAAUGGAAAAAAGAAAAUAUCGGAAACUACAGAGGAGCAGAAAUAUCCUGAUCAUCCGGACAGAUUCAAGCUGUAUCCCCAGGCCAUGUGCAGAGAGGCUUUGACUGAUCGCUGUUACUUUGAGGUGGAGUGUGAAGGUGGAGUUGGAGUGGGAGUGGCCUAUAAGACUUCAGAUAGAACAGAGUGUAUAAUGGGAGUAAAAAAUCCAUUCCCUACUCUGCUCUAUCUGCAUGGGAAACUGAAACUGUGGGAGAAUAAUGAGGUAACUCGUGAGUUCCCCGUGUUUGAUCAGUCUAAAAGAAUAGGAGUUUAUGUGGACUUUGAAAAUGGAAGUCUGUCAUAUUACAGCGUUCUUGACAGAUUCACUCACCUGCACACGCACCGAACAACAUUCAAGGACUGCUUAUAUACAGGGUUUACCUUUCUGACUGACUCAUCAGUGACUCUUUGUGAGAUAACAUAGACCCUGAGAGAGUGGAUAUUUCAAGUGAAAGACACUUUGUUAACCAGUGUGUAUAUAUUAUCACUAUCACUAAGUGGCCAAGUGACUUACUUAUUGUUUCUUGUUAGAAAAAAGAAACAACAUUUUCCAAUUU
Molecule: messenger RNA, 3926 nt
Organism: Carassius carassius (crucian carp)
Lineage: Eukaryota; Metazoa; Chordata; Actinopteri; Cypriniformes; Cyprinidae
Product: NACHT, LRR and PYD domains-containing protein 12
Molecular function (GO): zinc ion binding; protein binding
Source: RefSeq, a predicted model, not a curated record